This is a messenger RNA of Zychaea mexicana, 2243 nucleotides long. RefSeq names its product kinase-like domain-containing protein. Gene Ontology annotation, molecular function: tau-protein kinase activity; ATP binding; protein serine/threonine kinase activity. NCBI's taxonomy places the organism in Eukaryota, Fungi, Mucoromycota, Mucoromycetes, Mucorales, Lichtheimiaceae. The transcript is spliced from 15 exons. The coding region runs from base 16 to 2235 and encodes 739 amino acids. Gene Ontology annotation, biological process: protein phosphorylation; intracellular signal transduction; microtubule cytoskeleton organization. Gene Ontology annotation, cellular component: cytoplasm. The record is from RefSeq and is a predicted model, not a curated record.
AGCCGACGAACAUCCAUGGUACUUCCUACCGCAUUGUUAUCACGAAACCGGUCGACCAAAUCAUUACGAGACAGAAGACGGAGCUCUGGUGCAAUUUCUACUUGUAGUUCAAUGCAAAAGCCUCGUAAAUUGAUUGGCGAUUAUUACCUUGGAAAAACAUUGGGCAAAGGUGCUUCAGGUCGCGUGAAGCUCGGAGUUCACAGACAUACGGGGGAACAAGUUGCAAUCAAGAUUAUUAGCAAGACGCAUCUGGCUGCGAACCCGGCUAUUGAAAAGGCCGUGCGGCGGGAGAUCGCCCUCAUGAAGUUAAUCCAUCAUCCAAACGUUAUGAGUUUAAUCGACGUUAUUGAUGAUAAUAACUCUCCAGACUUACACUUGAUUCUCGAAUACGUUGAAGGUGGUGAAUUAUUUGAAUAUCUGGUCAGUAAAGGCAAACUGGGUGAAAAUGAAGCUCGACAUCAUUUCCAGCAAAUGAUUCUCGGACUUGAUUAUUGCCAUCACCAUUUAAUUUGCCACCGAGAUUUGAAGCCGGAAAAUCUCUUGUUGGAUAGCAACAACAACAUCAAAAUUGCCGAUUUCGGUAUGGCGUCACUGCAACCUGCAGGAUCUUUACUCGAGACAAGCUGCGGAUCACCUCACUACGCAAGCCCUGAAAUUGUUGCUGGCAUGCCUUAUAAUGGUGAUGCAUCCGAUAUCUGGUCCUGCGGCGUUAUCCUGUAUGCCUUGCUUACGGGUCACUUGCCUUUUGAUGACGAUAACAUCCGUCAGUUGCUGAAAAAGGUCAAGUCCGGCAAGUACUCCAUGCCUGAAAACAUUUCACGAAACGCACAAGACUUGAUUCGUCGUAUUUUGGUUGUUGACCCUGCAAAGCGAUUGACUAUGGAACAAAUCAUGGCUCACCCUUGGUUCCGUGAGACAAAGCCAAGAAAUUUGGCCAGCUUACCGACGCCACCAGCACCUAGCGAGAUCGGUCAACCUAUCAAUGACCCGUCGGAAAUCGAUGACCGUAUCCUUGAAACAAUUAAGUUCCUUUGGGGAGAAGCUAGGGAUGACGCAGUCAUUCGCGCACUCGUCAGCAACGAGCCGAAUAUGCAAAAAGUGGUGUACGUGCUUUUGCAACAACAUGCCGAACGAUACUGGCAAAUGGAACAUGGCGAUGAUGAAUUGUCCGAUAGUACUGCUCGUCGACAAUACCGAACAGUGAGUGACCGGUCUGAGCGCGACCGUCGUUGCAUGUCCAUGACUGAUUCUCGUCGUGCAUCGCACCAGCGGCCACAAACACCCUGGAUGCCGGAGAAUAAUGCACAUGCUUCUGCUGCUGCUGCUGCUGCUGCUGCCAGUGAAAAUAAUACACCGAUCAAGAAAAGCCAAACCUUUUAUGAACGGUUUGUCCGCAAUGUUUUGUCACCAUCAUCACGACGACAAAGCAAGGACAAGAACGCCGAAACUCAGCAACAGCAGCAACCGAAUAGCAAGCGAUUGUCGAUUCGUGUGCCCAAUGCUUCUGAUACCCAACGGAAGUUUGCAGGUGUCUUUACAUUAAACGGCGGUUCACCGAGUCGACGACGCCAUCAUCAAGAAAAAGAAGAAUUGCCACCACCACAACCUCCAGCUUUAUCUGAUGGUAGCACAUUGAGCAGCAGCAGUUCAUCUUCAUCGAGCAACCAUUCCAAUACCAACAAUACUUCCGUACAAUCUUUUGAUCGUCGUGGAAGUGAUCAAAGUGCUACUACGGCCACUCGGCCAGCGACACCAAGCUUGCUCUCAAAUAGCUCGACCAUCACUACAUCUCCUAUCGCAGCUACACCCAAGUCGUCAUGGAUCUCCAAUCUGUUUUUCUUCAAGCAGCCAAAGAUAUGUACAUUGACUGUGUACGACACGGAGAUUGCCAACGUUGUCCGUAUGUUGCAUCGUGUGAUGAACAAGGUUGCUGAUGCACGUUUGUACGAAAAGACUGACAAGCACGGUACACGAUACAAGAUUGAAAUCAAGACCAAGCUAACCGAUUCUUCAAAAAGUCGACAAGUCAAGUGCCGUAUGGACUUCCUCCCGUCUAUUGACCAGACAACAACGCGUGUUCAGUUCACGCAGCAGCAAGGCGAUGCCUUAUUCCUCACAUUGAUUGUGAGACAAGUACAAGAGCAAUUGGAGCAAGAAACUGCUUUACCAACCAUGUCCAAGGCGGCUGUUGCUGCUGCUCAUGUCGCCGCAGCAAAAGAAGAAAUCGCAUUCUAGUAAUCCCU